UUUCAGAAUUGAUUUCAAGAUAUGUCGGAAACAAGCCAAGAAGCUCGACGUGCACUGACGGAAGAACGGGGAAAGGUGCUUGACAAAUGGUGGGCAAUUAAUAAUUUGAGAUUCAUGAAAUUUCAGGAUCCCAUCUCCCCCACGCUUUCCGAUAUGCCCUCAGAGAUUCUUGUUCAAGUUUUUGAAAAAUUUGAUUCUAUAGAACAUUAAGUUGCUUUGACUUUUACAACAAAAAUAUUCGGUAUAAAAAUGUUCUGACUUAUUUGUCGAAAAGUUUGUCGAAGUCUGAAGCCCGCCGUGGAAAAAAUUGAAAUUCAUUUUGAUUCUAUUUCGUUUGAAGUAUUUAAUAAAAAUGUUAUUAUGAAAUU
Messenger RNA from Caenorhabditis elegans, 368 nucleotides. RefSeq names its product F-box domain-containing protein (gene cTel54X.2). NCBI's taxonomy places the organism in Eukaryota, Metazoa, Nematoda, Chromadorea, Rhabditida, Rhabditidae. The transcript has 2 exons. The coding region runs from base 22 to 210 and encodes 62 amino acids. The record is from RefSeq and is marked reviewed.